Molecule: messenger RNA, 2587 nt
Organism: Andrographis paniculata
Lineage: Eukaryota; Viridiplantae; Streptophyta; Magnoliopsida; Lamiales; Acanthaceae
Exons: 6
Coding region: 65-2347 (760 amino acids)
Molecular function (GO): protein binding
Source: RefSeq, a predicted model, not a curated record
AGACACCCUUCAUCGUGUACAUAAUUUUCAUACACCUCAAGUGAGCGAUAAUACAAAAACAACAAUGGCAGCUUCUUCCUCAUCAAAAGCUUCACAACAAGAAGAUGGAGAAAUCGCCCAAAAAAGACUCUUUCGUCUCACAAUGGCACAAAAUUGGAAAGAAGUUGCCGACAUCUACGAGCUGUCGCCGGGGGCUCGCACAGCGAAGCUCACCAACGCCGAAGAAACCGCCCUCGACGUGGCCAUCUCUAGCUACCGUAAAGACCAUCCCGACACCAUCGACGACACCAACAUCGAGCGAAUGAUCAACCUCAUGAGCGAUGACGAGUUGAGCGGCCACACGACCAUAAAUGGCAACACGGUGCUCCAUCUCGCCGCAACGGUAGGAUGGGGCGACAUGUGCGUGUUGAUAGCUUUGAGAACUCCGCACCUCAUCGAGGUUCGCAAUAACCACAAGGAGACGCCGUUGUUCUUGUCCGUGCAGUACGGCAAUACCGACAUUUUCCUCUACCUCCACAAGAUACACAAAGGAAAGAACGGCGAAGAUCCGAAGAAGUACUACUCGCCGUGCUGGAAGGACGACGGAUGCACCAUUCUACACGCUGCGAUUAAUCAAGAAAACUUCAAAUUGGCGUAUCAAGUUGUGGCGUACUACAAAGACCUGAUUAAUCGUGUCAAUGUCGUCGGAGAAAGCCCUCUCUACCUUCUUGCGUCGAAGCCGAAUGUGUUCAAGAGCAGCUCCCAUCUCGGACUUUUUGACUCUUUCAUCUACAACUGUGUGUUUGUGGAAGAAAUGAAGAAGCUCGAAUGUGUGGACAAAGGGAAAGCUGAUAAUAAGUCCAGUCGAGCAGGCCAUCGAUACCCCGAAAACUACCAAACUUGUGUCGACUUUUUUAAGUUUCUCACAAGGCCAAUCAUCGAGAUUUUCGAAGCAGGUGGAUUUGGAGAGAGAUCGAGCGACGAAGAAAACCCGAUCUAUGGCAAAAGGAACGUUAUAAGACCGGUCUCUACGGGCGCAUCUUUAGAAAAUGAAGACGAAGACGAAGGCGAAGGCGAAGCUCAUUACUAUCCUUUGAACUACACGACUUGCGUUCAGCUUAUCAAGUUCGGAUGCAAGCUCAUUCUAAUUGUUCUUGGAGUCGGGUUCGAAAGGAUACAGAAGAUUCGAGACAAAAAACAUCGACACAUUCAUGCGGUUCGAAUCAUGGAUAGUCUGAUCAAGCACCAAAAUAACUACGAGUACAGCGACGAUGGCCAAAAACCUUUGGAGAAAGAAAAACCUCAGUUCGAAGGACUCGGCGAUAUUCCUUCCUUCCCGCCACCUGACUACGAGGACGAUGGCAAACAACUUUCCGAGGAAGACAAACCUCGGGUCGAAAGACCACCCGAAAGUAAAGAAGUGGCGAAAAUGGUUGGUAAAAAGGACACCCCUGUGUUGAUGGCAGCCAAGAUGGGAGCCAUUGAAAUGGUGAAGAGGAUCCUCGACACAUUCCCGAUAGCCAUUCAAGACCUCGACUCGGACAAGAAGAACGUCUUGCUCUUGGCAGCCGAGUAUCGACACACCCAAGUCUUCAAUUAUUUUCUGAAAUCGAAUUUCCCCGAGUACUUGUUCUUUCAAAUCGACAUCGACGGCAACACUAUCCUCCAUCUUUCCUCCACGCUCGGAGCCGACCUCCAUCCAUGGCGCAUCCCCGGCGACGCCUUGCAAAUGCAAUGGGAGAUCAAGUGGUACAAGUAUGUGAAGAAGAACAUUCCACGGCUAUGUUACGCGCACGUCAAUGGCCAAGGCAAAACGGCGCGGCAAGUCUUCGAGAGCUCUCACUCGAUCCUUAUGGAUAAGGGCGCCAAAUGGCUCACGAAAACCUCCGAAUCGUGCUCCCUCGUUGCGGCGCUUGUAGCCACCGUGGCUUUCGCCACGUCAGCCACCGUCCCUGGCGGCCUUAAUGAGAAUGACGGGAAUCCUCUGAAGCUAACACGCCCGGCGUUCAGUAUCUUCUCCGUAAGCUCCCUCGUGGCGCUAUGCCUAUCUGUGACGGCCCUCGUGUUCUUCCUCGCAAUCAUCACGUCGCGGUGCCAGCAGCGCGAUUUCAAGUCUAACCUGCCGAAGAAGCUCCUGAUGGGACUAACGGCUCUUUUCACGUCGAUCGCGGCAAUGCUGGUGUCGUUCUGCGCCGGACACACGUUUAUUUUGAAGAAGGAGCUGAAACUAGCAGCGGUGCCGAUAUACACGAUCGCGUGCGUGCCGGUGACGCUGUUCGUGCUCGCGCAGCUGCCGCUCUACUUCGAUCUGCUGAGGGGGAACUUCGUCGACGUGCCCCUGCGCAGCUACAAAGCUUACCAUCACUAGGAAGAUCAUCGAAGAUGUUCAAACUUCGAGAGUUGUUCGUUUCUUUGGAUUUGUUGUAAUAAAAGAGACGACAUAUUCGAUGCAUCCUUGUGUUGUUUCUUUUGGAUUAGCCGGUUAUCAUUUGGUGUUUCAAUUGUUCUUCGUCAUCAUCAAUAUGUUCAUUCGCAAUUCGAUUGUCUAACGAACAACCAGUCUGUGCUUUUAAGUUUGUUACUGUUGUGCAUGUUAAUCAUUUUUUUG